Molecule: messenger RNA, 2653 nt
Organism: Carlito syrichta (Philippine tarsier)
Lineage: Eukaryota; Metazoa; Chordata; Mammalia; Primates; Tarsiidae
Gene: GRSF1
Product: G-rich RNA sequence binding factor 1
Exons: 11
Coding region: 1-1341 (446 amino acids)
Biological process (GO): regulation of RNA splicing
Cellular component (GO): nucleoplasm; ribonucleoprotein complex
Molecular function (GO): RNA binding
Source: RefSeq, a predicted model, not a curated record
AUGGACCUUGCCGGCGUGCUGAUUUUCCUGUUCGUGGUUUGCAGGUCGUCGUCGCCUAAACAGUGUGCGGCUGCGAUGGGUGGAGGCGGUGGAGGGAACGGGGCCAGGAGGGUUGAGGCCACAGCUUGGGGUUCCAGGAACGAAUCUACAGUGUUUGCCUUUCUUUUUGAAGAAUUUGUAGAAAUAAGCAUUUUCCAAGUAAGUUGUCAAGGAAAUAUUUUUACAUUUGUUCAUUUCUCUUGGAAGGAGUCCAAAACUACCUACCUGGAAGAUCUUCCACCACUUCCCGAGUAUGAAUUGGCCCCAUCCAAAUUAGGAGAAGAAGUAGAUGAUGUUUAUCUCAUUCGAGCUCAAGGAUUGCCCUGGUCGUGCACUAUAGAAGAUGUACUUAACUUUUUCUCAGACUGCAGAAUCCGCAAUGGUGAGAAUGGAAUACAUUUCCUCUUAAAUAGAGAUGGGAAACGAAGGGGUGAUGCCUUGAUUGAGAUGGAAUCAGAGCAGGAUGUGCAGAAAGCCUUAGAGAAGCACCGCAUGUACAUGGGUCAGCGCUAUGUGGAAGUAUAUGAGAUAAACAAUGAAGAUGUGGAUGCCUUAAUGAAGAGCUUGCAGGUCAAAUCUUCACCUGUGGUAAAUGAUGGAGUGGUUCGUUUGCGAGGACUUCCUUAUAGUUGCAAUGAGAAAGACAUUGUAGACUUCUUUGCAGGACUGAAUAUAGUUGACAUUACUUUUGUGAUGGACUACAGAGGGAGAAGAAAAACUGGGGAAGCCUAUGUGCAAUUUGAAGAACCAGAAAUGGCCAACCAAGCCCUAUUGAAACACAGGGAGGAAAUUGGUAACCGAUAUAUCGAGAUAUUUCCAAGCAGAAGGAACGAAGUCCGAACACAUGUUGGCUCUCAUAAGGGAAAGAAAAUGGCAUCUUCUCCCACUGCUAAAUAUAUAACUGAGCCAGAAAUGGUCUUUGAAGAACAUGAAGUAAAUGAGGAUAUUCGGCCCAUGACAGCUUUUGAAAGUGAGAAAGAAAUAGAAUUGCCUAAGGAGGUGUCAGAGAAGCUUCCAGAGGCUGUGGAUUUUGGAACUACACCAUCUCUGCAUUUCGUCCACAUGAGAGGAUUGCCUUUCCAAGCCAAUGCCCAAGACAUUAUAAAUUUUUUCGCUCCACUGAAGCCUGCUAGAAUCACCAUGGAAUACAGUUCUAGUGGGAAGGCCACUGGAGAAGCUGACGUGCACUUCGAUACCCAUGAGGAUGCUGUGGCAGCGAUGCUCAAGGAUCGGUCCCACGUUCAUCAUAGGGUGAAGCAAGAAGCAUUUCAUUUGCACAUCUUUCUUGAACAUGGGAUGUAAAGUUCUAGUUUAUUAGCAGCAACUGCUAGAGAAAGGACUGGUAUUUUGGGUUAUUUGCUUCUGAAAAAAUUUCAUAGUGGACUGUUUAAAAAGGAAAGAUUCAGUUUAGGAUUAUUAAAUGAUUGAACUACAAAUUAAAAUUUUUGUUUAAACUAUCCAGUAUCUGAUAUAAAAAUAUGGUCUUUGUAUGAUUAAGCAGUUUGUUUUCAUAGAAGAUAUAUUACCCAUUGUAAAGACUACAUAUUUUUAUUCACUGUUCUUUAAAAAUCUUUCUCCCAUUUAAAAAAUGAUCUGUUCAAGGGUUUUGUUAUUUUUGCCUGUGAAUUGAGAGCUCUGAUGUAAACCUUCUCAUAGAGUAAAAUAAUGAUUUAUUUUACCCAAACACUCACCAAAGCAAAAAAAAAAAAAAGAUUCCAGACCUUUGAACCAGUAUGGUUUGGCAGAAUAGUUUUAAAUUUAUCUGUAUUUGAUUACUUAGCUAGAGAUAGAAUUGAAAAAAAAGAUCAAAACAAAAAAUAUCACAGGUUAGUGAGUAUAAAUGACAACAGUUUGGUGGUUUUAUGUCUUUAGAAAUGUUCUGCCUUUAUAAGCUUUGUGCUGAAGGCAUUUAACUUUGGUGCCUGUCUGCUUAAGGGGGCAUUCUAGUCUUAACUUAAAAGUUGUCUGAACCGUCCCUCUCCUCCUUUUUUGGUUUUGGGUAAACUUUAACUGUGUUCGUUAGUCUCAAAACUGUGAAGUGACAUGUUAGAACAGUCCUGACUGGUGAGGACAUUAAUGGCUUCACUUGAAUUUAAACCAGCUCUAGAUAGGAAAAAAGUCUGUCUCCUCAUUUGCUUUUUCAAUGGGGUAGCACAUCCCAUAUUUUAGAACAAGUAGGGGUGCCUUGCUUAAAUAAAAAUAGCAUUUAAUGUAUAAUUAUGUGAAGGGUUUAUGGAUAAAGCUGUACUUCUGUCACACUGUGGCAGUACAUUCUGCUUUAAUAUUAAACAGCUUGUUAUUUAAAUAUUGGAUUAAAUGGCUGGCUUCAAAAUGUAGUCAUUAAUAAACUAACUUUAUGUGCACCUGUGUAGGAGAAUCAAAGUCCUGUAUACUUUCUUUGCCUUGUUCCUGUUCUCAGGGUGACGACGGCCACCAGGAGAUGCAAUUCUAGUUCUUAAAAUUAAAUGUGCCCAGAUUUCUGAGAGGUGAUAUCUGAAAGAGAGAUUAUGUCUUCUCUCACUUAAUACAUAGUAUCUUUGAUUACCAGCUAAGAUAUGAAAUCACUGUACUGUAAGUAGUCAAUAAAUGAAGGCUUGUUUCAGGCUGAAGAUUA